UGCAGUCUGAAGAGUAAUCUGAUGCUUCAGUGCCUGUGCAGCGAGUCCUGGAGACUGACUGACCUGCAGCCCAGCUGUCCUCUCCUCUCCUGGUAACCAGUUCCUGUGGGAGUCAUGGGUGGAGGAAUGAGCCAGAUUCUUGAUGGGUUAUACCUUGGAAACAUACGGGAUGCAGAGGACAAGGCGACUUUGUGCAGAAACGGGGUCACACACAUUGUUUCUGUCCAUAACAAUGCCAAACCUUUGCUGCCGGAAAUGGUCUAUCUGUGUGUAGCGGCCUCUGAUUCAAGCAGCCAGAAUCUGAUUCAGCAUUUUAAAAAAUGCAUCAAGUUCAUUCAUGAAUGUCGUCUGCGAGGCGGAGGCUGUCUCGUGCACUGCUUGGCCGGGGUGUCUCGGAGCACAACGAUUGUGGUUGCCUACCUCAUGACAGUGACGCGAUUCGGCUGGGAAGAUUGCUUGUCCGCUGUGAAAUCCGCUAGGUCGUAUGUGGGCCCCAACCUCGGUUUCCAGCAGCAACUGCAGGAAUAUGAAAUUACGUUAGUGAAGGAGUACAGAAUGUGGCUGCUGCAGGAAUAUGGGAGAAAUCUCUUCAACGAUCAAGACAAAGUGCAGCAGUUAUUAUCCCAACAGGAGCAACAGGAGCGUCUCAGAGAGACACAGAACCACUGGAUUAAUAGACCAGAGAUAAACUAUUCACUUCCAUACAAAGCCUAUGGCUCCAAUAGCAGAUGGACCAAGAGAUGACAGUAGAGGCCUGCUAUUAUUGUGACUUGUCUCCUGCACAGUGUAGGCUGCCACGUUUUUUAUUUUGUGGUAGAAUGGGAGGGUGGUCCUGCACUUAAGGGUGGUAUGACGAUGGGGAUGGGAGCUGCUUUAAACUGGAGAUGUCAGGUCUCCUAUUAAGGGUUACAUAUACUGAUAGUUGUUAAAGCACCGCACUUGGUGUCUGUGGGUGACAAGCUGUAGAGUGUGCUUGUGAACUUGUUAUGUUUGGUAAUAAUGACAAUGCAACAGUGUGAGUUGGAAUAGGGUUUAUUGAUUAAUUGGGAGUCACAGGGCUGCACAGGUUUAGGUGUUGUCAGUACAGCAGGUAGGUGUCUAAGGGAUAAAUGAGAGGGUAAAAGAAAUCAGAACUAUAGUGAGUGGAGGUGUCUGUAGGGUGUACUCGGGGAGUACCUUCCAUACAUGCCUGGUCUUUCAGUCAUUGUUAUAAUCCUUGGUUUGUCUGCUGUGCGUCACAGGCCCCCCUCUCUAGGGAUAUCCCUGCAACAACCUUCAAAAAAGUUUGGUAUUUUACUCACGGCUUAACGAAGAAAUUUCUUCGUUCUGGUGAUCGGAGUGUGAUUGACAGGAAGUGGGUGUUUCUGGGCGGAAACUGGCCGUUUUAUGGGGGUGUGUGAAAAAACGCUGCCGUUUCUGGGAAAAACGCGGGAGUGGCUGAAGAAACGGGGGAGUGUCUGGGCGAACGCUGGGUGUGUUUGUGACGUCAAACCAGGAACGAAACUGACUGAACUGAUCGCAGUGGCAGAGUAAGUCUCGAGCUACUCAGAAACUGCUAAGAAAUUUCUAUUCGCAAUUCUGCUAAUCUUUCGUUCGCAAUUCUGCAAAGCUAAGAUUCACUCCCAGUAGGCGGCGGCUUAGCGUGUGCAAUGCUGCUAAAAGCAGCUAGCGAGCGAACAACUCGGAAUGAGGGGCCCAGUUCUGAUCAUGUCAUGUUUACAAUGGACUUUUUUGCCUUUUAAAUUCUAAUUUUCAAUAAAUAAUAACUUCUGAAUCUA
Pseudophryne corroboree (corroboree frog) is the source of this 1778-nucleotide messenger RNA. RefSeq names its product dual specificity protein phosphatase 22-A-like. Bases 115 to 744 code for a protein of 209 amino acids. The record is from RefSeq and is a predicted model, not a curated record. The transcript is spliced from 8 exons. Gene Ontology annotation, cellular component: cytosol. Gene Ontology annotation, molecular function: protein tyrosine phosphatase activity; protein tyrosine/serine/threonine phosphatase activity. Gene Ontology annotation, biological process: protein dephosphorylation; signal transduction. Lineage: Eukaryota; Metazoa; Chordata; Amphibia; Anura; Myobatrachidae.